Striga hermonthica is the source of this 735-nucleotide messenger RNA. The record is from the annotation of a GenBank genome assembly. NCBI's taxonomy places the organism in Eukaryota, Viridiplantae, Streptophyta, Magnoliopsida, Lamiales, Orobanchaceae.
AUGGCGAAGAAUGAGAUUUUUCCUAGUCGUCUGAAUAGAUUGGAGAGUGAUGAAGGGUUGGAUGAGUUUUCAGCUUACAGUGAUUCUUCACAUGAAGUUCAUGUUCUUGCUGUCGAUGAUAGUCUUGUUGACAGAAAAGUGAUCGAGGGGUUGCUUAAAAUCACUUCUUGCAAGGUGACAGCGGUGGAUAGUGGGAUAAGGGCUUUGCAGUUCUUGGGAUUGAAUGAAGAGGAAAAGUCUGUUGGUUUUGAUAGUUCAAAGGUGGAUCUGAUAAUUACAGACUAUUGCAUGCCUGGGAUGACAGGAUAUGAGUUACUGAAAAAGAUCAAGGGCUCAUCUACUUUCAGAGAAGUGCCUGUUGUGAUCAUGUCAUCUGAAAACAUUCUUGCUAGGAUUGACAGAUGUUUGGAGGAAGGUGCUGAGGAUUUUAUAGUGAAGCCCGUGAAAUUAGCCGAUGUUGAGCGCUUGAAGGGCUGCAUGUUUGGUGAAGGCCGAAACCAAUCCAUAAAAGGACUUAACAAUAAGAGGAAGUCGCAAGAAAAUAAUAAUUGUGUUUUACCCGAGCAAUCUCCACAGCCCAUUUCAUCCCUAGUCGAUUUAUCUCCGAGCCCAUCUCCACUGUCCACAUCAUCAUUAUCUUCGGCCAGCUCGUUUUCUUCAGUACCAUCUAGUCCUCGUUCGUCUACACCUCCCGAUUCUCCCACCGGGCCCUUCCAAAUUCGCAAUGACCAAUGA